Messenger RNA from Penicillium canescens, 264 nucleotides. RefSeq lists its product as uncharacterized. The transcript has 2 exons. The record is from RefSeq and is a predicted model, not a curated record. NCBI's taxonomy places the organism in Eukaryota, Fungi, Ascomycota, Eurotiomycetes, Eurotiales, Aspergillaceae. Bases 1 to 264 code for a protein of 87 amino acids.
AUGGUCCGCAUCAUAUCAGUUAUCACGAGCUUUCUUGCUCUCGCCAUUGCAACAGAAGCCUGUGCAGGAUGGUACCAGUGCAAGAACUCAGAUGGGUCUCACUGCUGCGUAGUUGAUUCCGCCCUUGGCCCAGGCGCAUGCCCCUCCAAAUGCAAUGGUGGCCAUGAUUGCAUUGGCCAGCUCACUGGCGACUCGCGCACCGAGUACGUCACCGUCAUGAAACAAGUCCUCGAAGUGAUAUUAACGUGUAUUGUGCAGGUGUAA